AUGUCCUCUUCAGCCAUGCUAAUCCGCCGUUCCUUUCAGGUAUUUGAGCGCCUCUCAUUGCGUCCUGGCGCAGCUGCCCUCUCAUCGACCGGAGGGUAUCCUACACCGGACCGCCGCUUGGCAUUCCUGUCGUCAAAAAGUGGCGACUCUGGUCGACAACCUGCCGAGUGGCGAAAACAACAAUUGGAUGCUUUGGAAAACAAGUUUCAGCAGGGUGAUGAAGAUGAGGCAUCCAUUGCGAAUCUCAUUCAGGAUGAUGAAGACCUGCAACCAAUGUGGAAAGCAAUGGAGAGUCGAGUUAAAAACCGACGCUCGUUGACGGUGGCACAAGCCAGCGGUAAAACGGGACGUGCAAACAUUCGAAAGACAGACGAAGAUGUUUGGUUGCAAGAGGGGCUGUACGGCGACGAAGAAGAAGGCGACAAUUCACAACGCAAGUCAUAA
Messenger RNA from Seminavis robusta, 444 nucleotides. The record is from the annotation of a GenBank genome assembly. NCBI's taxonomy places the organism in Eukaryota, Bacillariophyta, Bacillariophyceae, Naviculales, Naviculaceae.